AUGCCUGGCUCGCAUAUGAAAUUUGGAGACCACAAAUGGGUCUAUAUUUUCGGCAUGAUAUCGGCCCUGGGGGCACUGGUGUUUGGCUACGACAACACCUACUAUAGUGGCAUCCUGGACAUGCAGGAGUACAAGAACCACUAUGGGAACCAUUAUGAUUCCGACGGCAAGAAGGCGCUGGCCACCUCAUUCACCUCGCUGACCACCUCCUCCAUCUACAUUGGCGAUCUGCUCGGCGCCUUGCUGGCCGCCCCCGUCAACGAGCGAUGGGGCCGCAAGAAGACGUUUUUGCUGGCCGCCUGCUGCGUCAUGGCCGGUGGACUGGCCCAGGUGGCCGACACCCACUACGAGGCCGUGAUUGUCAUCGGCCGUAUCUUGAUCGGUCUAGGCAUCGGUCAGUUCACAGUGACCUCGCUGCUGUACAUAGGCGAGAUUGCCCCGGUGUCCAUCCGUGGGCCCGUGCUGCUCAUGUACCAAUUUCUACAGUCCAUCUCCCAGUUGGUGGCGUCGGGCAUCACCCAGGGCACUGAGGGGGUGAAAUCGACGCUGUCGUACAAGCUGCCCAUGGGUGGCCUCCUCAUCCUGCCGCUGAUCAUCCUCCUCUUCCUCCCCUUUGUGCCCGAGAGCCCCGUGUGGUACGUGCGCAAGGGCCGCCGUGAAGCUGCGGCCAAGUCGCUGGCGCGCAUCCACCAGAACAAGGACGGGUACGACCCGACGGACGACCUGAACGUGCUGGAGGCGGCCAACCGGUUCGAGGAGGAGCAGCAGCAGGCGUCGUCGUGGUCAGCGCUGCUGUUCGACCCCGUGGAGCGCCGCAAGCUGAUCUGGUCGUCCGGCGGCAUGUUCGCCCAGCAGAUCUGCGGCAUCAUUUUCUUCUACAACUACGGCGUCGUCUUCGCCGCCGACAUCGGCAUGAGCGACCCUUACCUGGUCACCCUCAUCACCAACAUCCUGCAGGUCUUCGCCGUGGCCGCCUCGGUGCUGACGGGCAACAAGAUCCGCCGCCGCACCAACCUGCUGGUGACCACGCUCACAAUCCAGGUCGCCUUCCUGGUUAUCGGCGGCAUCGGAACCCAGGGCACCAUCUCCCAAGGGUCCAAGUACGUCAUCGUCGUUUUCUCCUACGUCGUCAUCGUCGCCUACAACUUCGGUCUGGGGCCCCUGACCUACAUGACCGGUCGCGAGUACGCCGUGGGCGUCAACCAGAACAAGAUCAUGUCCGUCUCCGUCGUCGUCCUCUACUUCAGCGUCUGGGCCGUCUCCUUCACCGCCCCGUACCUCUACACCACCGCCGGGCUGGGCCCCAUGCUCGGCUUCGUCUACGCAGGCACCUCUUUCUUCUCCCUUGCCUGGGUCUGGUUCUGCGUCGCGGAGACAAAGGACCGCACCCGCGUCGAGAUCGCACAGUUCUUCACAGACGGCAUCCCGGCUCGCAAAUGGCGCACCCAUGUCUUCACCGAUCUUCCGGGCUAUGUGGCUACCGACAAGGCCGGCCUCGAAGCUGAAGAUAUUCAAAUCGAGGAUGUCAAGGCGUAA
Messenger RNA from Penicilliopsis zonata CBS 506.65, 1536 nucleotides. RefSeq lists its product as hypothetical. The transcript has a single exon. Gene Ontology annotation, molecular function: carbohydrate:proton symporter activity. Gene Ontology annotation, biological process: carbohydrate transport; transmembrane transport. The record is from RefSeq and is a predicted model, not a curated record. The coding region runs from base 1 to 1536 and encodes 511 amino acids. Gene Ontology annotation, cellular component: membrane. NCBI's taxonomy places the organism in Eukaryota, Fungi, Ascomycota, Eurotiomycetes, Eurotiales, Aspergillaceae.